UAAAGGUAAAGGUAAUUUGGCUUCUGCUUGAAUGAUAGAAACAAAUAACGACGUGUGUACUUAUUGCUGUUAUAACGUGUUAGUGAUUUUACUGAUCAAAAGACAUAAUGAAUCACCUUUUAAAUCCUAACUAGGUGAUUCUACGAGACACAUACUAUUUGCUUUUCUGUAGAAAAUACAUUGAGAGAUAACGGAUUUAUCAUAAAUUAUUGUGUUAUCAGUAAACUAAAUUUAGAGAUAUUAACUAGGAUUUGGAAAUUUGUGACAAAAUGUGUGAAAACCAUAGAAAACAGUUGUAUUGUUUGUACUGUAAAACAUGCAAACGUCUUGUAUGUCCGGAGUGUAUUGUAGUCGCACAUUCGAGGCAUGAUUUUGACAAUCUGGAGAACACUCUGCGAGAAAACAUAGAUUUGUUAUCAUGUGUUGCGUCGGAUAUACACAAUAACCUCAUAAAUGCGUACAUCCAACAUGAACAUGCAUUGGACGGAAAUAUAAUGGAUGUCCAAAAGGAAUAUGACAUGUUAAUGAACCGAAUUUUUAGACAGGAGGAAAAACUCAAGAUUUUUAUCGAGGAAGAAACAAAUAAGUUGCGAAAUGAUUUAACAAAUGAAAGAAACCGUGUGGUAGAUUUGAUAACAGAAGAAAGAGUUCAUUAUUAUGAGAAAAGAAUCAAACUAAAACUAUUUAAAGACAAAAUAGAACAUAAAAUUUUAAUUGAAAAUAAUCUAAAUGAUGUUAUUGAUACUGUGAAUGAAUUUGAUUCAAUGAAUAAUUUUCACCCAAAAUACGUAGCGCAUAAGGAAAUGAUGAUAGACUAUAAAGAAGGUAAUAUUACAACUCAAACAAUAAACAAUUUAGUCGGCUUCGCUUUCCCGAAGAAAUUGGAUGUACGUUUCAGUGUUAGUCAGUCUCACCCUACUGAUUUAUCGUCUAUUAUUACAAUUGUGAGUCUAGCCCCUAAUACAGCAUGGUUUGUUGAUAACAUUUCGAAUUCACAAUCUAAGAUAUUACAGAAAAUAGAGAUAGGUGAAAACAUUAGAAAAAUAGACGAACACCUUGUUUCUUUAUCUGAUAUAGACGUUUCGCCGUCGGGGGAACUAUUUGCUGCAUUUUCAGUGGAAGGUUGUAUUAAACGUUUUACAUCUUCAGGCAAGUUCGAAAUGUUUUAUGAUUGUUCGCCGCUUAUACUAAGAGGACUACAUAUCACAAAGUCUGGACAUUUGCUGAUAGGCGUUAGGGAAUGUGGAAUAGCUUUUCCUAUAACAAACCGCAGUUCGCGACAAAUUUUAGUUAUUACAAAUGACAGGAAACUAAAGAAAAUCCUCGAAUUUGAUCCAUUUGGGAAACGUCUUUUCUCUGUUCCUCUUCAAAUUACUACGAACAACAAUGGCGAUAUAUGUGUAGUAGAUGCUGUUAGUAUGACAGGAGGAAGAGUAAUUGCAGUUCGCGAAUUAGCAGAGAUAAUAAAGUGGGAGUAUUUAGGCCACAAAAGUGUAAAUUCUAGAAAAUUUCCUUUUAAUCCGGACGGCAUCGUGUGUACGAAGACUGGAAAUAUAAUAGUAUGUGAAAAAGAAACACACACUCUUCAUAUUCUGUCAGAGUUUGGUGCAUUCAUACAUUGUCAAAAUCUUGAAACUUCGUUUGGAAUUCGUUGGCCAUGUAGCUUGACUAUAGAUAGGACAGAACUGUUGUGGAUAGGAUGCUCGACUGCUGCAAUAGAACCCAGAAAUGCAAAAUUCCAUAUCUUAAAAUUCAGUGGCAUUUGAAAUUGCAUGCUUGGAACUAUAUACUAAGUUUAGCUCUUUUUUAAGUAUGAAGAUUUAUAUACUUAUCCAGGCUCUACAUUUCAGAAACACACAUAUAUGCGAACAAUAUAUUUUUCAUUCGGUUAUCUAAAGUGUUUAUAAAACAAUAUGAAUUAUAAUGCACUUAAUAUUGAAAAACGAGAAUAGAUUGUGUGCGUACUGAAAAGCAUGUAUGUUGUGUAAAACAAAACAAAUUUUAAAUUGGACAUGCACAUAAAGGAGUAAUAUUUCCAUUGAAACAAGUUAUUUCUAUAAUUUUCAUAGAUAAUGAAAUGUUAAACUCGCAGAUUUUUUUAAUGAUAAUAUAUGUCAGUGCCCUUUAUUUUUUAUCCAAUAUAUUUGUUUUAUAUUUUUUAUACCAAAUAUACAUAUAAAAGAUUUCAAGAA
Molecule: messenger RNA, 2192 nt
Organism: Mytilus trossulus (common blue mussel)
Lineage: Eukaryota; Metazoa; Mollusca; Bivalvia; Mytilida; Mytilidae
Exons: 1
Coding region: 270-1766 (498 amino acids)
Biological process (GO): protein polyubiquitination; proteasome-mediated ubiquitin-dependent protein catabolic process
Molecular function (GO): zinc ion binding; ubiquitin protein ligase activity
Source: RefSeq, a predicted model, not a curated record